This is a messenger RNA of Dissoconium aciculare CBS 342.82, 1584 nucleotides long. RefSeq lists its product as uncharacterized. NCBI's taxonomy places the organism in Eukaryota, Fungi, Ascomycota, Dothideomycetes, Mycosphaerellales, Dissoconiaceae. The coding region runs from base 107 to 1450 and encodes 447 amino acids. The record is from RefSeq and is a predicted model, not a curated record. The transcript is spliced from 4 exons.
UCGUCACUCGACUCCGAUCCUUUGCGGGCUUCGUCUCUCGACCCCACAGCGCUUUAUCUUCCACAGGCAUCCUCCUCGCGGGUGUGUCACGUUCGCAAUUGCGCUCAUGUCACGAGGGUUCGAUGCGGAUGCCUACAACGGCUUCAAUUUUGGCGCAGGAGACCCUUUGCCUCAUCUCGUGCCGGCGGCCGGAGCCUCUAUCAGAGGCUCGCAAUCCUUUCGCAGCUUUUACCGAGAUGCAGAUGCCAGGACCUAUGCCUACCUACGAGACCGGAAUGUUUCUAUUUCUUUUCUGAAAGAAAUCGAUUUGUUUCUAUCGACAAAUUCAAAUCUCGCGAGACACUGUCCUGAUUGGACUGAAGUCAUCAACCAGCCAGAUGUCCUAGCUGCUUACCUUCACUUUUUCAAGGGCUACACGAGGCCGGCCCGAUAUAUCGAAGGAAUUAUACCAAGCUUCCACGAUGUGCGCCUGCCUGUCACGCUCCCAAGAAUGGCAGAUCGCUACGACCCCGAGCUCGAAGCAUGGUUCGACGGAACGCCGUACCGCACUGAUCUUUUGCAAGUCAUGGACGAAGAAGUAGACAGAGUUGCUGCGAAAUUAUGGCGGCGUGAGCAUGUCACCUUUCCAGAGCGGAAGUUCCUGGCGUACUGUGUUUGGGGCAAUCUCGUCGAUGCCUUCAAGUAUUUCGAGUACAAUUAUCAGACAAGUUGGCUUCCCCAUCGAUACCUCCCCGAGCACGUCAUGCUUCUCAAAGUUCCAAAACCGCCAAAAUAUUGUGAGCCAACACCAAGGACCAUUCUGGGAAGAUACGACCCUCACGUGUCGGUUUCAUUCAGAACUGUCCGCUUCAACAUGGCGCGAGCUCACGAUGCUGGGGUCGAUGUGUCAGACGUAUUGAUGGAAAACUUCACAUCGGCGCUCUGCCGGCAGAAGCUCAGACGGCCAGAGAUAAACAGACUCCGAAAUGACGCGUUGCAGUUGCUCGACGACGAACGUCUACAAAGUAGGGAACGAGACAUCGUAGAUCUGAUCAUGGGUUUGACAGUGAAUGCUGGCUCAGCGAACCGUAGCACGAGAAUGCCACCGAGACGGACGCGCAAACACGGUCGAAGGCAUGGCAUCGCCGAGCAGCCAACCCGUGGGCAAGGCCACGACCGAACACUGGACCAACUCGAACAAGCUCUGCGCAGAAUGCCCCAGUGGGAAGCACGUCGUGAUUCUGGCCUGGCAACUGUGGAUCUCGACACCGUCAGGCUUCGACGCAUGCAGAAGCAGAAACGCGAGUGGGUAAGCUUGGCUUUUGCCGUUGUGCAGCAACGUGGCUUGGUCAAGAGAUCGACCGCGCAGGAAUGCCGUGCGCUGUUCACACCAAAAGCCUUUCUCAACAGCAACCAUGACCGGCAGCGUGACGAUAUUUUGCAAGAGCUUAAGUGUUUUCUGCAAAUGUAGAGAAGUGAGUGAAGAAAGCAUGAGCGGGCCUGGUCAUCGACUAUGGCAGGCAGCAUUGAUCGUAAAGAGAUGUAAAUAUUCAUUAAGUGUUGCGCAAGUCGCUCCACAUGGAGGAGAAGCUCAAACAGACCAAC